Molecule: messenger RNA, 1045 nt
Organism: Chelmon rostratus (copperband butterflyfish)
Lineage: Eukaryota; Metazoa; Chordata; Actinopteri; Chaetodontiformes; Chaetodontidae
Gene: dnajc15
Product: DnaJ (Hsp40) homolog, subfamily C, member 15
Exons: 6
Coding region: 6-461 (151 amino acids)
Biological process (GO): protein import into mitochondrial matrix
Cellular component (GO): PAM complex, Tim23 associated import motor
Molecular function (GO): ATPase activator activity
Source: RefSeq, a predicted model, not a curated record
GAAACAUGGCGAACACCGGUGGGGUGACAGUGGAUGGAGGAGACAUGAUGCGUUAUGCUGAAUACGUUCCAAAAACAAACGUGAGGAGCGAUGCAGAGAUAGACAGACGGCUGGGAGGGACUCUGAUAGCAGUCGGUCUUGGUGUGGCUGCUGCGGGGUUUGCAGGCCGCUAUGCAUUCCAGCUGUGGAAGCCUCUUGGACAAGUCUUCUCUGAAACUGUCAAGAAGAUGCCCAGUGCAUCAGCUUUCUCAUCAUAUUACAAAGGAGGUUUCGAGCAGAAGAUGUCCAAACGCGAGGCGAGCCUCAUUCUUGGCAUCAGCCCAGUCAGCACUAAGACCAAGGUGCGUGAUGCCCAUCGGAGGAUCAUGGUCCUGAACCACCCAGAUAAAGGCGGUUCACCGUACCUCGCUGCAAAGAUCAACGAGGCCAAAGACCUUUUGGAUAAGGAGACCCGGCGAUGACCUCCAUCGCUAACGAACAAUUUAAAGAAUUUCAUCACCUUUCGCAUGAUCUCAGCUCUGUAGUAUUGCUCCAUCGACACUGACACCACACCAGGGCAUCCACCCAGGCUCCUGGAGGAAGGCAAAAAGUUUUCAUGACUGUCAGUACUUCCUUUAUGUCAUCUUUGACAUAAAUUGUCAACAUUGUGAACAUAUAAAUAUGUGUCAACUGAGAGUGAAGGAUAUUACCUUGAUGUGACUGACAGUCAUUUUGACCUGUCAUUUAGAUGUUUUAUAAUAAAGGGCAUGGGUACGUAAAGUUGUACAGUCGCCCUCUUGUGGCUGCUCCACAGGUCAAGAAAUGGCUUAAGCAAAGAGUGCUGCUGCUGCUGUGUAUACAAUUUUAUUAUGUGUACAAAUGUUAGCAUAUAAGGAUAUAUGAUAUAAUAAUGUAAUCUAUUUAAGGGGCAGUAGAAUAAUACAUUGAAAUAUUUCCAUGUUUAAACAGUUCAUGUGGAAGCGGGGGGAAACAUUUUUUAAAUAAAGUUAAUUUGAAAACCUGUACAGUAGUUGUGUGUUAGAGUGAGUGACUGUGGCAGAGUGUA